Messenger RNA from Cydia fagiglandana, 772 nucleotides. RefSeq names its product calphotin-like. Bases 24 to 662 code for a protein of 212 amino acids. Lineage: Eukaryota; Metazoa; Arthropoda; Insecta; Lepidoptera; Tortricidae. The transcript has a single exon. The record is from RefSeq and is a predicted model, not a curated record.
AGACACUUUUGUUCGCAGCAACCAUGAAAUUCCUGCUGAUCGUCGCUUCCGUCAUCGCCGUGGCCGUCGCUGGCCCGACCCGCGCCCUCGUCACCCCCGGUGGUGGCUCCGCGCCCAUCGUGGAGGCUGAAUCCCCCAUCUCUGUCGGACCUGCCCUGAUUGAGAGCCCCAUCUCCGUCGGACCCGCCCUGGUUGUGUUCCCCGAGAGCCCCGUCGUCGUUGACACUCCCAUCGUCGGUGAAAGCCCCGUCUUCGCUGAGCUCCCCAUUGUUGUCGAUGCCCCCAUCGUUGACGCCAGCCCCGCUGCUGUUGCUCCCGUCGAGGCUGAGUCCGUCUCCUCUGCCGCCGCUCCCCUGGUUCAGAUCAUCCUGAACAUCAACCAGGCUGCCCCCGAGGCCGUCGUCGUGCCUGAGGCCCCCGCUGUCGUGCCAUCUCCCAUCAUCGUCGAAGAGUCUCCCGCCGUGGCUGAGCUCCCCAUCGUGGUCGACACCCCCGUGGUGGCCCCUGAGCCCGUCCAGGUCGUCGACACCCCCGUCGAGGCCCCCAUCGUGGUCGACACCCCCGUCGUGGUCGAGCCCGAGCCCAUCGAGCUCCCCACCCCCGUGCUGCCCGCCCCCGUCGAGGUCGCCCCCGUGGUCGUCCUCCCCGACAUCCUCAACUAAGCACAGCAGAGUUGUUGUUUAGGUAAAUAAGUGUUAGAUCCUAUUACCUUGCCGCAGUGGCUAUAAACUGUGCCGAGUGGUACUAAUGUAAAUAAACACUUUAUUUUGUA